Messenger RNA from Erinaceus europaeus (western European hedgehog), 5411 nucleotides. RefSeq names its product taxilin alpha (gene TXLNA). Gene Ontology annotation, molecular function: syntaxin binding. The record is from RefSeq and is a predicted model, not a curated record. Lineage: Eukaryota; Metazoa; Chordata; Mammalia; Eulipotyphla; Erinaceidae. Bases 620 to 2302 code for a protein of 560 amino acids. The transcript is spliced from 11 exons.
AUGGAGUGAGGACUGGAAAACACAUCCCUGAUUCCCAGCCCGGUUCUCUUUCCUCGCCCGGAAGGGAAGGUACUGUGCUCUGGGAGGACAUACGGAGUCGCAAGUGCUCCCGGCCAGGGACGGGCGUGAAAGGGUGGCUGGUGGCGUGGAGGGAAGAGCAGCCACGCCAGCGCCCGCGAUUUCGAGCUGAAGCCUAAUGUGCCACAGCAAAGAGGACCACACGCUGCUCAGCGCUGACGACUCGCUCCUCCAGACCGCAGCCUCCUUCCUGUUGCAUCUCGGGAGCGGGCGCGGGCCGGGGAGCAGGAAGGGAGGUGUAGUCCACUCUCUCCCCCGCCUUCCCGGCCACCCGCCUCCGAGGCCUCUCGCUUCAUCUUUCCCAGCAAGCCCCGCGCGGGCACUGGCCAGUGAUUGGCUGUGGCAGGAGCAGGCGGUUCGGCCAGCAGCGGUUACCCAGGUUUCCGGUGCCAAGCCGGAGCGGGUGAAGCCGUCUGUACGUCGUCUGUGAGGUUCGUACCGGGGCGGCUAGAGACAAGACACCAUCGGAGGCCCUGCGAGCCUGGAUGCUCCGGGCCGUGAGGGAAAUCACGCUGUUCUUCACCGAGCGUUGCAAACCACAAUGAAGAACCAGGACAAAAAGAAUGGAGCUGCCAGGCAAACAAGCAACACUCUCAACCCUAAAAACAACGCGGGUCAGUCGGACGCAGGAGCCGAGGGAGGCCAGGGGCGGCCCGGCCAGCCGACUCCUGUGCUGGAAGCUGAAGGUCCCAACAGCCCGGCUCCAGGGAGGACUCAGGGAGCACAGGCCAAAACUCCUCAGGCUGGGGCCCUCUGUGAUGUCUCUGAGGAGCUGAGCCGCCAGUUGGAAGACAUCCUAAGUACAUACUGCGUGGACAACAAUCAGGGGGGCCCAGGUGAUGAUGGGGCACAGGGUGAGCCUGCUGAAUCCGAAGAUGCAGAGAAGUCCCGGCCCUAUGCUUCACGGAAUGGGGAGCCUGAGCCAGAGACUCCAGUAGUCAAUGGUGAGAAGGAGACCUCCAAGGGGGAGCCGGGCAUAGAAGAGAUCCGGACAAAUGAGGUUGGAGACCGAGACCACCGAAGGCCACAAGAGAAGAAGAAAGCCAAGGGCUUGGGGAAGGAAAUCACGUUGCUAAUGCAGACCUUGAACACACUGAGUACUCCAGAGGAGAAAUUGGCAGCUCUGUGCAAGAAAUAUGCUGAGCUGCUGGAAGAACACCGGAACUCACAAAAGCAGAUGAAGCUCCUGCAGAAGAAACAGAGUCAGCUGGUGCAGGAAAAGGACCACCUACGGGGCGAGCAUAGCAAGGCCGUCCUGGCUCGCAGCAAGCUGGAAAGCCUGUGCCGGGAGCUGCAGCGCCACAACCGCUCCCUCAAGGAAGAAGGUGUGCAGCGAGCCCGGGAGGAGGAAGAGAAACGCAAAGAGGUGACCUCACACUUUCAGGUCACGCUAAAUGACAUUCAGCUGCAGAUGGAACAACACAAUGAGCGCAAUUCUAAGCUGCGCCAAGAGAACAUGGAGCUAGCAGAGAGGCUGAAGAAACUGAUUGAGCAGUAUGAACUACGGGAGGAGCACAUCGACAAAGUCUUCAAACACAAGGACCUACAGCAGCAACUGGUAGAUGCCAAGCUCCAGCAGGCCCAGGAGAUGCUGAAGGAGGCAGAGGAGAGACACCAGCGGGAGAAAGAUUUUCUCCUCAAAGAGGCAGUGGAAUCCCAGAGGAUGUGUGAACUGAUGAAGCAACAGGAGACCCACCUAAAGCAGCAGCUUGCCCUCUACACUGAGAAGUUUGAGGAGUUCCAGAAUACUCUUUCCAAAAGUAGUGAAGUGUUCACGACAUUUAAACAGGAGAUGGAAAAGAUGACUAAGAAGAUCAAGAAACUGGAAAAAGAAACCACCAUGUACCGCUCCCGGUGGGAGAGCAGCAACAAAGCCCUGCUUGAGAUGGCUGAGGAGAAAACACUCCGGGAUAAAGAACUAGAGGGCCUGCAAGUGAAAAUCCAGCGGCUAGAGAAACUGUGCCGGGCCCUGCAGACAGAGCGCAAUGACCUGAAUAAGAGGGUACAGGACCUGAGUGCUGGUGGCUGGGGCCACCUUCCAGACAGCAGCCCUGAGCAAAGGCCAGGGGCAGCCACUGCCUCUCAGGAGCAAAUUGGUGAGGAGCCUGGGCCUCAGGCACCCAGCUCCCCCAGGGCCACAGAAGGUCUUAGCUGCCCUGAAGCACCAAACACAGAAGCAUCAGGCCAAAGUGGGCCCCAGGAGCCCACCUCUACCACCGCCUAGGUGCCUGGCACUAGGGGGCAUGCUGGGAAGGGAGCAAGCAGCCCAGCCAGGCUUGGCCCAAGCAGAACUCCCACCGCUAAGCAGUCCACUGCUAAGAUCAAGGGUGCUCUGACCUGGCUGGCAUCUGACACUUUGCAGCUUUGGAUUUUAUGGGUCAGUUUUACAUAUAUAUGAUACACGUGCAAGUCAUACAUUUAUAUCUGUAAGGUGUUAAACAGGCUUGCAGUAGAGGUGGGGUUGUGUACAGAUGAGGUCUGUGGCUCUUUCCUGAGCUAAAGAGUCUCACAGAGGAGUUGUCAUCUGUAGCUGGCAGUGAUUUAAGCUUGUUCCUGCCUGAUUUGGAGACUCAUCCUUCCUCCCUUGCCCUUCAAGGCUCAUGGCAAGCAACACACCCAGGCUUUGACUAUGUGUCUAUUAUGAGCUGAGCCUGGGUAGCUCCACCUUUCCUAGCACCCCUGGAAGCUCCUUUACAGUCUUGACCUGGAAAAGAUCCCGGGCGGAACUUUGGCAGGACACCUCAGAAUUUCAGGUGGGACUAUUUUCCUGCCUAGGACAAGGGACCUAGAGAAUGUUUCUGUGGAAUGAUGAACUGGCAGGGAGCCCCUGAGGCACCGCUUCCCCUGCCCUCUGGUAGUGCCAGGAACAGGCCAGUGUUCCUUCUCAGUAGCCUUAUCAUUCACAGGUGCCUCUCUAGCCUGCACAAAUGAUUGACAAGAGAUUAUCCAAAGGAUUCUUUCUGAAAGGUUUCUUUUAUUAUUGUUUUAUUUUUGCACAUGACAGUUUGUUUUGAGGAUCUUCAGAGGAAGGAAGAGAGGGGUGUUGUAAUAGUGGUACCUGGGUUCCUGGCCUCCCAGUGCGCCAUCACCCCACCUGGCACCUUUGCCAUGAAGUUUCCUGUUAGAUGAAAUCAAAUUGUAGUAGGAAAGAGCUUCUGAUGGCUUUGUCACAUCCUGUCUGUGGUUAUAGAUCCUGGGAGGCUACCGCUGAUUCCCAUCACCACCAUCUCCCCCCAGCAGUUGCUAGGACCCAGGCCCAACUAUUCCUUGAUUUAACAAGUCUGUUUCUUCCUGUCCAUCCCCAAGUGUGCAAUUAUUAAGAUUUGCCCUCGUUUUAUUACCCAAGGAAUAAAGAGUGAGGUAUGUCUGUGACAGUUCACUUCCUGUUUGGAAGCCCUCAGCUCUUGAUAACCAAGGGAUAAGAAUGAGACCCGGUAAUUGACUAGGUCCCAGAAAGUCACAAAAUGACUGCAGAUAAUUGAGUCUUUUCUCUUCUCCCUAGUACAUGCUGCUGCGUAUUCUUUGAAAGCUAUAUUGGUUGCAACCUUGUCAGGGCCGUAGUAGUAGUUUUCUGAGAUAGUAGUAUCAUAUCAGGAAACCCCUCUGCUAGGUAUAGGGUUUUAACACCCCAUUUCAAUGUAGCUGAAGGAGCCACAGACAAAGAUGGAUGGGGUGAUUGAGUUCUUGCUGUGUUUCUCUUGCAUUAUUUCAUUGUUUUGUAGACCCCUUCAUCUUUCACAACUAGCCUACUCCUUCAGUCUUUAGCACAGACAAGUUCAAAUACUCCUGAAUCAUGUCACAACUUAGACCAGAGAUGGUAAACUAAAGGCACACCAUCUCCCCUCCCCCAUGGUAGCUACCACUACUGUUUCCCACUAAUCUCUCAUUUGAGGUGUAUCUUUCUGUCCCUACAGCCAGUAUCAAUGUUAUUACCUAUUUGCCAUCCCUGACUAAGAUCCUGUCCUCCUGUAAAGAUGUUUCUUAGGAUCUCUCCUUGCUCUCUAAAAUGACUGUCUGGAAUGAUCCCUGAAUGCGUCCCUCUCUGCUCCAGGUAAGGCUGUGCCUGACUGAGGUGUACCAGAGUUACCACCCUACCCAGGUUCUAAUGGGCUGUGGACGCACAGGGAAGAAGCUGAAGCUUCUGCUUACCCCCUUUAAAGAAAAUGGGGAGUGCCUGCCUCACUUCAGCUACCUCUUAAAGCCCAGUGGGUGGAUGAGGAAGCGGGUGUUAGAGCCCAGUGUGGUGUACAGCAACUGUGUAAAACAGUUUAGCUGCUUGCUGUGGAGCUACACGGAACAAGGUGACACCCCCCCCCCCCCCCAGUGGGUCUCCUAGCAAAGAAAUACAGGCCCAGAGACUGGGGAGAUGUAUAAUGACAAAAAUGCCUGAGAUUCUUGAGGUCUCAGGUUUGGUCCCCAGCAUCACCAUAAGCCAGAACUGAGUACUCUGGGAAAAAUCAAAUGAUUACAGACCCUAGGUAGGGUAGAGCCUUUACACUUAGCUCCAACCAUCUAGGCUUCUAGGCCAGGCUCUAGAUAGGGGCCUCAUUCUUCCUCUUUUUCGCCAUUGACCAAAUCUUAACCAAUCACUACAGCUGCUCUGCUUGUUCUGCUUUCCCAAGUCAACCCAGGAGCCUGGGUCAGAUACAGAGGAGGUGGCCUGUCUAUGAAGGUCAGUGCCUUCCUCACCAGAGCAGGUCUCAUACACAUGACCUCAAUUUUAGGACCAAGAGCUGUGUUGGUGUCUUAGAUUGCUAGCUUUUUCUCCAGGGGACCAUAGUCGUGAGGCUCAGAGUCCAGAGCCCCUGGCUCUGCUGACAGUAAUUUAUGUUUAGGACUGUCCGGCUGAAAGCUUCAUGGACCCCAGAUUCUGAUAGGUCUCAGCAGCACUUUUUGUUAUUUGUUGUUUGUUUUCCAUGAGGUUUUUGGACCAUGGGCUGAGCUCAGGCACUUUCUGUAAGAGGAUGUUAUGUGUACGAUGGUCAUUGCCCCUCCCCCAUCAUGGUGCCCUGCUGAGGGCUGACCAGAAGGCCAGUGGGGAGGGCUGGGCGUGCUGAGCUGAUGUGCAGCUGCUGCCCCAGCCUUCCCAUCAUGCACAGCACAGAGAUGGUCACCCCAGGGACAGCCAGGCACCUGCCUGGGGGAGGGGUGCAACCUUCUCUCCCUAUAACUGCUUCCUUGAUCCAACCUGGCCACUCCCAAGUUUGUUUGAAGCUGUGCUGACAGCUGUGUGUAUUCCCCCCCCCCCCCCCAUUUUGGUAUUCACAUCAGCCAGGGACUUGAUUUUGAUGUAUUUUAAACCACAUUAAAUAAAGUUUGUUGCCUUAAUUCUC